Molecule: messenger RNA, 513 nt
Organism: Cajanus cajan (pigeon pea)
Lineage: Eukaryota; Viridiplantae; Streptophyta; Magnoliopsida; Fabales; Fabaceae
Source: RefSeq, a predicted model, not a curated record
AUGUGGGAAGUUGUAGAACAGGGAUAUUACAUUCCACACGAUGAUACUGGGAGGGAAAUACCCAAGGGACGUUGGAGUGAAAAUCAAAAACAAAGAUUUGUGCUAAACUCCAAAGCUAGAAAUGCACUCAUGUGUGCUCUAACUAAGGAAGAAUACACCAAAGUACACAGCUUCAAGAGUGCCAAACAAAUGUGGGAUACCCUAUCCAUAACUUAUGAGGGAUCCCUAGAGGUAAAACGUAACAAGCUAAGCUUGUUAGGUCGUAAGUAUCAACUCUUCGAGAUGGAAGAGAACGAAUUUAUCCAAACUAUGUUUGGAAGAUUUCAAACUAUUAUUAAUGAACACCCUUUUUUAGGUAGGACAUAUGAUAACUUUGAUCAUAUUGACAAAUUGCUUCAUAAUCUACCCAGGAAGUGGAGACCCCAAGUCACGGCACUGAGAGCAUCCAAAGAUCUUGAAAAGCUCUCACUGGAAGAACUAGUUGGACUACUCAAAGUCCAUGAGAUGGAGUGA